AUAUAGUGUGUCGGAAUCCAGUUUGUGGUGAGAAGAAUAUGACACGUUGCAGAAUUUGUCUGAAUGAAAUGCGUCUGACUAAACGGAGCACAUCCACAAAACCAAGACUCAUCUCUUCUCCUGAGCCAAAAGGAAAAUGGCGAGCUCGCUUCUCACCUCGACGCCAUUGUCCUCAUCUUUCUUACCUGUUCCUCGGAGGCUGUCGGUUCAACAUGGCCAUUGUCAGAGCAAAAGAACACUCAGGUUCGGUCUGAAACAAUCGUCUCUCUGUGUACGCGCCGCUAAACUCCCUCAAGGGGUGAUAGUGCCAAAAGUGGAACCCAAGUUUGUACCAGCGUUUCUGGGAUUCACAUUUACAGCUGAGAUAUGGAACUCUAGAGCUUGUAUGAUUGGUCUCAUCGGUACCUUCAUUGUUGAGCUGAUUUUGAACAAAGGAAUACUUCAAAUCAUUGGUGUUGAUGUUGGAAAAGGGCUUGAUCUUCCUCUCUGAUUUUGCCAUUCUUCUUUGUUUAAUCUGAUCUGAGCAAAAUGUUUUUACAAACCUCUUUUUCUUAUUUCUUAUGGAAUUCAACAAUCUAAGAGCUUGCUUACAAGUUAUAAGUUUCAGCA
Messenger RNA from Brassica napus (rape), 609 nucleotides. RefSeq names its product light-harvesting complex-like protein OHP1, chloroplastic. The record is from RefSeq and is a predicted model, not a curated record. Bases 137 to 490 code for a protein of 117 amino acids. Lineage: Eukaryota; Viridiplantae; Streptophyta; Magnoliopsida; Brassicales; Brassicaceae. The transcript has 3 exons.